Messenger RNA from Papilio polytes (common Mormon), 588 nucleotides. RefSeq lists its product as uncharacterized. Bases 7 to 588 code for a protein of 193 amino acids. The transcript is spliced from 3 exons. The record is from RefSeq and is a predicted model, not a curated record. NCBI's taxonomy places the organism in Eukaryota, Metazoa, Arthropoda, Insecta, Lepidoptera, Papilionidae.
UUCAAUAUGAUUGAAUUAUUUUUAAUCUUUUUGUUUUUUCUGGACGGCGGAUUUGCGAUUAUAUACGAAUUAAAUGAUACUGAAUAUAAUAAAAUGCCACCAAUGUUCCGAUUGGAACCGUAUGCUCCGUGCGUGGAGGAGCCCGGCGGGGUUUACUGCGCGGUGGAGCUGACCCUUGUCGCGGAUGAUGCCAACCCGUUGAUGACAAUGAUCCAGGAAUAUUCAGCAAGAAGAGAAAUGCACUUUAACCAUUCAAGAUUACACCGUGGUAUUUGCGUCACUAAAACCUGCAAAGAUUAUCUCAGCCAGAAUACUUCUGCGGACCUGAAAUUGGUCCUUGAGGGAUGCCUCAAUGAUUCUCUAUGGGCAGAAUAUAAUUUGAAAAGCAAAUUGUCAAGUGAAGUUCUUUGUAACGAUUUGGAUAAUAAAAUGGAUAUAGACUUUGGAGAUAUCGCCGUUGCUGUUAUUUGUCUGUCUAUAGUGUUGCUACACGUUGUUGGGAAUCUGUACGAUUUCUUCUAUGUUCCUAACAAAGAUAGGAAAGGUAUGUAUUAUUUAAAUCUAAAAUUAAAAUCUUGUAACUUGUAG